Messenger RNA from Leptopilina boulardi, 4700 nucleotides. RefSeq names its product ATP-dependent DNA helicase Q4 (gene RecQ4). The coding region runs from base 237 to 4604 and encodes 1455 amino acids. Gene Ontology annotation, molecular function: zinc ion binding; 3'-5' DNA helicase activity; ATP binding. Gene Ontology annotation, cellular component: chromosome; cytoplasm; nucleus. Gene Ontology annotation, biological process: double-strand break repair via homologous recombination. The transcript is spliced from 8 exons. NCBI's taxonomy places the organism in Eukaryota, Metazoa, Arthropoda, Insecta, Hymenoptera, Figitidae. The record is from RefSeq and is a predicted model, not a curated record.
ACGAUGCGAUCUCAGCGACUAUACGAUCAGUCUUAACGGGCAUAAGGAAAGUAAUUUGUUGUCAGAUUUACUUUUCUGUUUAUUUCUAAUAUUAUGUUUUAAUAUUAGAAAAUUUUUAUUAUUUAUAAUUAAUUGUUUGACGUAUUUAAUACUUUGAAAGAAGUUUAAAUUAAUUUCAAUCUAAUAAUGAAAAACUUGUGACUAGCGUGACGAAUUAUCUUCUGUAAUCAAUAAUUAUGGAGCUUUUUGAUGAUCCAAAAAUUAAACGAACUUAUCUUAAAAGUAAAAUUCGAGUGAAACAAUGGGAGAGUACUUUUAUGGAAAAAUAUGGACGAAAACCAAAUAAGAACGAUAUAAAGGAAGCGGAUAUUAAAAUUCGACAUGCUUACAAAACGUAUUGGAAUUUAAAAACUCAAGCUCUAGACGAAACUCUAACUGACAUUACAUUUGAUGAGGAAUCAAAUACUUCAAUGACUUCAGUUUUUAGUUCUCCAAAUACAAGAGCAGUUGCCAAUGAUAUAACAAAUUUGACUCUUAAUUCAUCAACACAAGAUGUAGAAAAUACUAUUUUAGAAAAUUCCAUUGCAGAAAGUACAUUCUCUGAAAUAUCUCUUCCAGAAAAAAUCGAAACAGAAUCACCACCAGCUGAUAAUGUUAAUGUCAAAGGAGUUUGGGGUGAUCAUCUUUCAAAUAAAAAUAUUCCUAAACAUGGCAAAGGUCUUGCAAUUGGUAAAUUUCCCUCAUUUCAAUUGUCACAAAAAAUGUUUAAAAGUUCAAGUUUUUCAAAGAAAAAUCCACGUAAAUCAUUGUCAAUGUCAAAAAUAAAAUCAAAAACAGAUUUAAAUUCAAGUAAUAAUACAAUAGUUGAACAAAACAAUGGUUUUGAAACACCGGAAAUAACAGAAUCACUUUAUGGUGAAAAAGUGAAAAUUAUUUAUGAAGAAACAAAAACUACAACACAAUCUUUAAAUACAAUUCAACAAUUAAUUGAGGGACGUACAAUGACAAGUAGAACAAUUAAUCAAGGCUGGUUAGAGAGAUGUGGAAUGAAAAGUACACCAGAUGUAUCGCCAAUUGAACCACGUCGAUUAUCUGGAGUAAGUGAUUCGGGUGUAGAAUCAAUGGAAAGCAGUAUUCAUUCAUUGAAAGAAUCAAUUCAAAGUAAUUCAACGAAUGUUGAUAAUAAAUCAACACACGAUUCCGAUGAAGAUUUUGUAUUGAACAGUGAUUCAGAGGAGGAGAGACGAAGUAAACGAAUUCGAAAUUUAAAUAAACUUUCCUGUGAUGUAGAUAAUUUAGCUAAACGACCGUGUUUCACAAAUUUCAGUCUUUCAUAUAAUCAACCUGCGUUAUCGCAAACUCUUUUUGAUUGUAAUCCUCAAGAAAUUAAAGUAAAUGAAAAAUUAAAUCAACAGAAUUUAAUUGCUCAGGAAAAAAUUGUCGAUACUGUGAUUGAGAAUGAAGAGACUGAUGAAUUACCAAAAAUGAAACGUACUCAUACGAAACGAAAGGGACGUCGAAGAAUGAAAAAUGAUGAAGAUAGUGAUGAAGAAUAUUCGGAAGAUUCAAAGAAGAAAAAGCCUAAACGAAUUGCAAAAGUUUCACGAGCAAAGAAAAAUGAGAAUUCAUCGCCAAAGACUCGAACAACAAGACGAUCAGUGAAACAAAUUGAGAAUAUUGAAAAAGAAGCUGUAAUCGAUGAAAAUGAUAUUAAAUUUGGAAUAGAAUCAUUGGAUGUAAUUCCACGUUUACCAAUGAAAGGUUAUGGUACAGGUGAUUUAAUUACCGAUUUCACAAAAGUAUUGUCAGGGGAAAAAGAAAGUGACUCGGGUGUAAAUGAUUUGAAAUUGAAAAAGACGAUGACUGCUAAAGAGAAACUUGAACAGAAAAUGAAAAGAGGAGAAUUGAAUGAUAAUUAUGUUCGUGUGAAUUUAAAAAAGAAAGUAUUUGUACGUGGAAAGAAAGCAUUUAAUUUUUCAAAAUUCAAGAAAGGUCAGUGGAAACAGAGAAAAAAGGAAUUAUCAUCGAGUGCAGCGAGUUUGGAUGCUGCUGAUUUUGCUGAGAAAACAGGAGGCGCUUGUCAUCUUUGCGGUGAAAUGGGACAUUUUGCAAGAUUUUGCAAAAAUCGUAAAGGAGAGGAAUUACUUCCUCUUGAAGAUGUUAAUGAUUGUUCAGAAUUUCCAACAUUGGAGGAAGCUGAAGAAAUGGCGAGAAAAAAUGCUCUUCUCGCUCAUUCAUCAAGAAUCGAUCGUCUUCCAAAAACUUUGCCCAAAACGGAGGGAGAAAUUGAUGAAGAACUCGAAUUUUCAGAUUGGGAGGACGAAGCACCAGAAGAUGAGCAAAUUCAAACUGGAUGCAGAAUUCCAAAGGAAUUAAUGGCAAAACUUUUGCCACCAGAAAUUUGUGAUGUCGAACCAGUUUAUCAUCUUGAAUCAGACAAUUCACUUAUAAAAACUCCGGAUGAAGUAUUUCGAGCAUUAAAAGAUUUCGGCUACGAUUCAUUUCGUCCGGGUCAAGAAAAAGCUGUGAUGAGAAUACUUUCUGGACAAUCGACACUUGUGACAUUAUCAACAGGUUCGGGAAAAUCACUUUGCUAUCAACUUCCUGCCUAUAUUUAUUCGAAAAAAUCGAAUUGUAUAACAUUGGUUAUUUCACCACUUGUAUCAUUGAUGGAUGAUCAAAUCACUGGGAUUCCAUCGUUUUUGUCAGCGGCAUGUUUACAUACAAAUCAAUCGGAGAAAGUACGUGAAAAAAUAAUGGAUUCAGUGAAAAAUGGAAAAUUAAGUAUACUUCUUGUUUCACCGGAAGCUGUUGUGGCUGGUGAAAAAUCAACUGGAUUUGGUGCACUUUUUAGACAAUUACCACCAAUUGCAUUUGCCUGUAUCGAUGAGGCUCAUUGUAUUUCACAAUGGUCGCAUAAUUUUAGACCAUCUUAUCUUAUGGUGUGUCGUGUAUUAAAAGAAAAAUUGGGAGUAAAAACAAUUCUUGGUUUAACAGCAACAGCGACUAAUUCAACAGCCGAGAGUAUUGUAAAUCAUUUGAAUAUUCAUGAUAAAUUAGAAGGAAUUAUUAGCGAUAUUCCAAUGCCGUCAAAUUUAAUGUUGACUAUAUCGAAAGAUGAAAAUAGAGAUUUAGCACUUGUUGAUCUUGUGAAAAGUAAACGAUUUGAAAAAUGUAAUUCAAUUAUUGUUUAUUGUACAAGACGUGAGGAAUGUGUGAGAAUCGCUGGACUUUUGAGAGUUUCACUUCAGACCCCUGGAAUUGGAAAUCGAGAGAGUGGAAAUGUAAAAGUAUCAAAAAUUGCCGAAGCUUAUCAUGCAGGUUUAUCUGCUCAUCGUCGAAAAGUCGUUCAAAAGGCCUUUAUGAGUGGAGAAACACGAAUAGUUGUUGCCACCGUCGCUUUUGGAAUGGGAAUCAAUAAAUCAAAUUUGCGAUCAGUAAUUCAUUACAAUAUGCCACCGAGUUUUGAGAAUUAUGUUCAAGAAAUUGGAAGAGCUGGACGAGAUGGACUUCCUGCUCAUUGUCAUCUCUUUAUUGAUCCAGGGAAUAAUGCUGAUAAAUGGGAACUUCGACGACAUGUAUUUUCAAAUGGUGUCGAUAGACGAACGAUAAGACUUUUGCUACAGAAAAUAUUUAUCCCAUGUUCUUGUGUAACAAAAAACGCCCGAGAAAAUGGUCUACGAUGUCCAGGACACGAAGUUGCGAUUCCAAUUGAGGAAACUGUUCAAUCUCUUGAUAUUACCGAGGAAACAAUUUCAACUCUAUUGUGUUACUUGGAGCUACAUCCGAAAAGAUUUAUUACAGUUUUAUCCUCCGCUUAUUGUACAGCUCGAGUUUCAAGUUACGGUGGUUCCAAAGAUUUGAAAAUUGCUGCUCAAUCUUCACCACCUCUUGCAAUGGCAAUAGCUAAAGAUAUGAAGAAAGGAAAAAAUCACGAGAAGAGUGGAUUUAUUGAAUUUCCUGUUAUUGAUGUAGCGGCAACAAUUGGAUGGGACAGUGGAGUUGUUAAGAAUCAUUUGAAAAAUUUAGAAUGGACAACAAUUGAAGGAAAAUCGAAACGUUCGUCAAUAUCUGUUCGAUUCUCAACUCUGGGAUUGAGAGUCAGAACACCAGGUGAUUUAACUGAUGAGGAACAAGAUGCAGCACUCAAUGCACUUGUUGAAAGAACUCAAUCUCAGGAAACUAUGUGUCUUAAGCAAAUCGAAGCAAUUUAUACGGCUGUGCAUAAAUUUAGCGUUCAAUCAAUUAAAAAGUGUCUUGUACUUGAUGAAGAAAUUGAAAAGAAAUCAGAGGAUCUUAAAGAAAUAAUACGAGCAUACUUUAAAUCCGAAUCGUCUUUAGAUAAUAUUGACGUGAAUCCUAAGACAAAAUUGCCCAACGAAACGGAAAUAAUGAACGAUAUAAGAAUAUUGAUUUCAAGUUAUCGGGACACGAAUUUUUCAGCGAGGGCAGUGGCAAGAAUCUUUCAUGGAAUACAAAGUCCAAAUUAUCCAGCUAUUGCUUGGGGUCGUUGUCGAUUUUGGCGUUCGCAUUUAAAUUGUGAUUUCAAUUUAAUUUGCCAAUUAGCAGCUAAAGAAAUUAUCGCAAUGCAUGUGGGAAGUUAGCCACGGUAAUAUAUAUAUUUUUUUUUCUUUUAUUACAAAAUGUUUCUUGAAACUAUUUUUACCGGUAUUCUCAGUGUUCAUAUUUUUAUACUUAAA